This is a messenger RNA of Amblyraja radiata (thorny skate), 4328 nucleotides long. RefSeq names its product vacuole membrane protein 1 (gene vmp1). Lineage: Eukaryota; Metazoa; Chordata; Chondrichthyes; Rajiformes; Rajidae. The coding region runs from base 162 to 1373 and encodes 403 amino acids. The transcript is spliced from 12 exons. The record is from RefSeq and is a predicted model, not a curated record.
CAGAAACACGUCAACUUCCGGUGCGGCUUCAGAGCAACGGAAGCAGCGCGAGUCGCGGAGCGGCGCGAGGGAGUAAGUAAGCCGGCAAGCGCGGGGCACGGAGUGGAGGACAGGACACGACACGACAGGACAGAAUCACGAGGGUGAAGAAAAUAUAUAAAAUGGCAGACAAGGAAAAAGUCCAUGAAUCACAGCAUCACCGUCCAAGAAUGCAGAAAGAGCAGCAGAAUGGUAAUUUCAUAGAUCUCUUGUCUUUGAAUGAGCGGAAAUUGAAGGAUCAAGAGGAGAGGGACGCACUAGUUUUAUGGAGACGGCCUAUUAUCACCAUGCAAUACUUCCUCCUGGAAACUAUCAUUGACUUUAAAGAAUGGACAAUAAAGUUGUGGCAACGACGGAGGAUUGUUCUGACUUUGCUAUUCUUGUUGGCUGUGACUACGGUGGCCUAUUAUGUUGAAGGCGAGCAUCAACAGUUUGUACAUUUGGUGGAAAAGAAGUGUUUAUGGUGUGCCUACUGGUUAGGCUUGGGUAUCCUGUCCUCCGUUGGUCUCGGGACAGGUUUGCACACUUUCCUGCUCUAUUUGGGACCACACAUUGCUUCAGUGACAUUGGCUGCAUAUGAAUGUAACUCUGUGAAUUUCCCGGAACCUCCCUAUCCAGAUAAAAUCAUCUGCCCUGAUGAGAAAUUGAAAGAGACUAUCUCUCUAUGGGCCAUUAUCUCCAAAGUCAGGCUGGAGGCUUGCAUGUGGGGAGCUGGCACGGCGAUAGGAGAGUUGCCUCCUUAUUUCAUGGCACGAGCAGCUCGUCUGUCAGGCACAGAAGCUGAUGAGGAAUUUGAAGAAAUACUGGAACAUGGUCAGAAUUCAGAGGGUCUUCCAACCAGAGCGAGGCUGGCUGUUCAGAACUUGGUACAAAGAGUUGGCUUCUUUGGCAUCUUGGCUUGUGCUUCAAUUCCUAAUCCCCUCUUUGACCUGGCUGGAAUAACAUGUGGACACUUCCUUGUUCCUUUCUGGACAUUUUUUGGUGCGACUCUUAUCGGAAAAGCUGUCAUAAAAAUGCACAUCCAGAAAUUAUUUGUUAUCAUCAUGUUCAGCAAGCACAUAGUGGAACAGAUGGUGUCCUUGAUAGGGGCAAUUCCAAGGUUAGGCCCAUCACUCCAAAAACCCUUCCAAGAAUACCUGGAGGCCCAGAAACACAAGCUGCACCACAAGUCUGGAGAGAAAAUGGAAGCGAGUGAAAAUUGGCUGUCGUGGCUGUUUGAGAAAAUAGUCAUUGUCAUGGUGUGCUACUUCAUUCUGUCCAUCGUUAAUUCCAUGGCCCAGAGUUACGCUAAACGGAUCCAGUCGCAGAAAUACACCGAGGAGAAAAUGAAAUGAAAAAUUAACUUUUUUUUUAGGAAUGGUCAACAGGAGGCCCAGAUUAGAUAGUGAUUCCUAACAGCCAUCUGCUGCUGCUUGAUUCCACUAACUGGAAUUAUUUUAGGGAGGCAGAGAGGGUACGUUAUAAAUGUAUACAGUUACAAGUUCUGAGAGAAUUAUUUCCUGCUUAUCAUAAGUAUUCCAGCCUGGAGUCUACUUUUGUGGAUUCUUGCCCAUCUAUUGUCUCCAUUAUUACAUUAUUUUUAAAGAAUCCUGGCUUCAGUAGAGGCCUUGUUAACAAUGAAUGGUGUUAAAUGGCAUAAAGGAAAUUGUAGGACAGAUGUAAAUAUUAGGCAUGGAAUCCAGAUGAAAGCAAUGAGUUGGAUCAUCUCCCAAUUACUUUGGGCACAUGAAUGAAUAAACAUGGUUUGCAAAAACCACAUCGGCUCAAACACCAAUAUUGCAUUGUCUUGAGGUGCAAGCAUAUUCCCAUAAUUCCUAUUUAACCAUCAAAGGUUGGCCAUAUUUGGCACAGUGGUUGGUAAUUUCAGCUCCAUAAAUAAAGAAUUGCGGCACUGUUUUUUAAUACUUGCCACUUGUGGCACUGGUUGAAAAUAAUGCUCAAGCUCUAACAGAGAUUACUGCACUGAAAUAGUUAAAUGGGAACUUCUUAUCAUUUUUAUUGCAUCACUUUCCUACAUUAGCGCCUUCCUCCGCAUAAUCUGUACAUUCACCUUGGUGCUGAGAUUUCACGCUGCCUACUCACCAACAACUGUUUGAGCUGUGGUUUGAUGCUGCAGGUUUUAGUGAAUGGAAGGCCCCAUCAAUGUUCAAUGCUCAGAUGAGGCCCUAGUCAUACCAUCAUCUGUAGUGUACUCUCCAUUUUAGCAGAGAAAAAAGGCAUUAAUUUUUUAUCACGUAAUUUCUCCUCUUUUGCUGACAGAGGGUAGAUAUGGUGAAUGUGAGCAAACAUAUGUGGAUUUGUGAAAGAGGUUUAUAGAUAUUAUCACAAUCCUUGUUUUUUUAUUUAUCUCCCUAUUAGGCAUUGUUGUUCUCUUGUGCCCAAUGCACCUAAUUUGAAAACUCUAUGCUCACCUCUACUUGCAUUUUCAACAGUGAUAAUGAAAGAAAAGCUGUAAAACCAGUCAAUCUACAAUUGUACAGAAAACAAUGUCAUGUGUAUUCUGUAAAUUUUAACACAAAGAUCUAACCUGGCUUUAUAAAACUGCAUUGUCAAUUCGCAGACUGAGCCUUCGUCCGACUCUGUCCGUUUGAUGGGGAAUGUCAUGAUCGUGUAAAAUAUUAAAAUCUUAAAGUACAUGUGCCAAUUAAGUAUAAACUCAAUGACUUCCCCUGAAUAUAGGACCAUUCAUAACGAGUGAAAUAACAAAACAGAGGUCUGAUUUUAGGUCACAGUAUACAUCUUAAAUUAUCCCUGUGCGAGACAUGUUGCAUAAAAGACAUCCUUCAGAAGCAUCUCUUUAGGAGCUGUUAACUGGAGAAACUGAUUCUGUUUUAAUUAUUGCAUUUUCUAACUGGAAUAAACUUGGAAUUAUGGUGAUCUCUAAGACUUUCAGUGGUUUGUGAAUUUAAAUUUAUAUGGUUCUGGUGUGCUGCAUGAUGUAUCAGGCAGAUUUCAGUUCAGUUUCCUUUCAACACAUUAGCAUUGCCAUCGGGCACAAAAAUGGAUUGAAAACAAGUCAGGAAAAAUAGCAGUAAGUCCAAAGUUAGUUCCAUCUCUGACAGCACCAGCGUUCCACAAUUGGCUAGCCCACAGUUUGAGCUCGCAGGUUCUGGAUCUUGGUGUCGCUCAAAAUUGAUUUUGGAGUUUGUGGGAAAUGACUAAAAAGCGAAGUUGGUGCAAAAUCGAACUUGAUUAAAAUUUAAUUGUCCUGUUUAGUUAACAGGCCAUUAUCCCAAUCCAUAAAAGUAGACUUUAGCACAAUUUCUUAUUUUCAUCUGCCUGAUGGUAAGUAAUUUGAAUUCCUCAAAGUGAACAAUGUAUUGUAUGAAAAUAAAAGAUUGAAGAGGUGUAUCUUUUACUGCUGUUUCAUAAACUGGUCAUAUCUCCAGCAAUUUAAAUAGCUCCACGUUACUGAUCAUAUUAAUCUAGAAAGAUAAGGUUGGAUUUUAUAGUCUUUGUUCAUUGGAGUUUAACCGAUGAUCACUCCACACAGUGAAAACCCAAGACAGGUGCUGCUGCCUGACCACACACCCAGGAAACUUGUCCAAUUGUGUAAGUUUCAAUUUUGAAUCUCAAAAGUGUGGAGUUUGAAUUUGUUUCGUAGAUUACAAUCUGUUACAGUGGCACUACAUUUGUGCAACUAAAUGUAGCUGUGGUGAAAUAUUGUAAUCGGACCUUCUAAACCCAAUAUUCAUUACUUGAAAUGUAAUUGUUUUACUUAGAAACAAGUAAGAUUCUGUGUAUCUUCAUUGUUUACUUUCUCCUCUCAAAUGCCAGGUGUAGAUUUUCUUUCAUAUCCGGCUUCUGCAUCAUCUUGCCAUUCAGUGAGAUAGCUUAUCAGACUGGUGUUGGCUGUUUGCUGAGUUGGCGACAACAGUUGGUAGGCUAUCUGAUGAAAUGGUGUCUUCCAUCCGAUCAGCAUUUCAUUUUGUUAUGUUCUGCAUUCCCAUUUUCAUUUCAGUGCUCACUGUUUUUAUCUGAAAAAACAUUACGUUUGUCAAUCUCAUUCUCUCCCAGGUGUUUGAAUUCGAAUUGUAAUAUGAUCAACUGCCAUUCAUAGUAACCAUGGUCAUGUUCAAACUUCCACCUCUUUUUAUCCUUGCAUUCAAAGCUUACAAAUUAUUACUCUGCUUCUUGACCAUCUAGUAGUCCGCAGUUUCCAGGCAGAAAAGUCUUGUUCUCAAUUCAACUGCAGAUGGAUUCAAUAACUGUCAAAACCACACGUGUCAUUCUAAACUUAACCAUGCCAUAGUGUACAGAAUAUUUAAUAAAACCUGUAUCAAAACUGA